Molecule: messenger RNA, 7002 nt
Organism: Penaeus vannamei (Pacific white shrimp)
Lineage: Eukaryota; Metazoa; Arthropoda; Malacostraca; Decapoda; Penaeidae
Source: RefSeq, a predicted model, not a curated record
UCACGUUGUUCCCCGUACAACACUUGUAGCGAAGCUUUCGAAACGGCUCUUUUUUGUAGUCUUCGGUCGGUCAGGGCGCGAUACUACUGCCAUUUCUUUUAAAGCUAAUAAGUUGACAUACUCAACUUUUUAACGAGUAUCAUGAAUGGACAGCGUAAAGUAAUGGUGAUGGUAGGGUACGAGAUCGGCUUGUGAUACUCAACCCAGCUGUGAGGAAGGUUGAAAAGAAGAAGAAUAAUGCAAUAUACAAAAGGAUAAAAGCAAAUUCUCUUUUAUACAUGAGGAAACCAGAAUUAUUAGAUGUCCUGCUUGAAGGUAAUGCAAAGCUAGACACCUGGUUGAGAAAAGAAACUAAUUGUAAGGAAGACGUGACAUCAGAUCAAGCUGUUGACGCUGCAAUUAAUGCCAAUAAUGAUAUUGUCUCUGCAUCUAGUAUUGCAAGUUUAUUACCAGAGGUACAUGUAGGACAAGAAACUGUAAAUGCCUCUUCACAGAUACUUUUAGAGCUUGAUGAAAACAGACAAGGAGACAUGUCAUGUGAACAGACCAACACAUACAGUACAAACAGUGAAUCUCUAACCAGUGUUCCUUAUAAAGAAAAGAAGACUGAAGGAAAAAAGAAAAUACAUGUAAAAUGUAAGCGUAUUUACAUACGCAAAAUAAAUACCUGUGUAGUUAUAGAAGACACAGUUAAACCAGUUACUAGUCACAAAGUCACAAAUACAGAUCUUGGAGGGCAGUCUGUGUCAUUUGUACAAGAUGUUAAUCAGAAUGAUAAACUAGCUGAAAGUCUACAGGGAAUAGUGACAAGUUGUGGCAAUGUUCAUAUCCCAGAUAGACCUGGAAACCACAUAUCAGGGGAUAGCACUGCAAAUUGUGCCAUCAAUACUGACACUGUUACCAAAAUGCAGUAUUAUUCAGAUGAAGGCAGAAAAAGAUGUCACACUAAAGAGAAUAACCAUAGUAAAGAUGAUAUCAACACAGACAAUGUUAUCUUUUCGCAGACACAGGAUAGUCAAUUACCAGUGAUUACAAGCGUGGUAUCUAUUGCUGGAAGCAUAAUGGAUGAAAUGUGCUCAGAAGAAGAUAAUAGAGAAAAUGAGAUGAGGAAGGACAUAGAUGAAGGAAAGAUACAAGAGAAGAAAAAAAGUAAUUUAAAAAGGUUUCAUGACUCUAGCCAAACAACUGUUAAUUCAGACAGUAAAUCCCAAGCAGAUGGUCACCCAAAAAGAAGGAAAAAUGCGGUGAAUGAAGUAGAGAAUACUGUUAAAAGUAUGUUAAGUGAAGCAGUUCCUGGUUCUCAAGUAAAAAAAAUGGCUUCUGUUAUGCCAGAAUUAUCAGGAUGUAUUAAAAACUGGCAGAAGGUGUUUCCAUGGGUGACAUAUUGUUGUGAAAAGCAGACACUUAUAUGUGAAAAUUGUAAAUGGGGAAGCACAGAUCCUGUUCAGUUUGAGGUGUUUGUAUUAACUAACCCAAGUAAAGUGUUUCAGACAGCUAAAAUGUUGCGUUGCCAUGAUGAAUCUCCGAAACACAGGGAGCUUGUGGUGAAGAAACUGCAGAUACAAAAAUUGUUUAGGCAUAUUUAUUCAUUGUUAAAAGGUAAUAUGAAGGAAGUUUCAGGACUGGAAGGCAUAACAGAAAGGAUAUCAUAUUUAGAAGGAGGUAUAUUUCCAGGGCCUCAAAAGUCUCCUGAAAAAGAAUAUAUAGUUUCAUAUAUGGUGAAGCACAUAGCCAUUUGCUUGCAAAAUAGACAACUGGAAUCUCUAGAAAAGUCACCAUAUUUUAGUGUACUUGCUUUUGAAAAAAAUAGUCUAGCCAUUAUGAGAUGGAUUAACCAGAGUGGAGAGAGUGAAGAACACUUACUUUGUUUCUGUGGAAAAUCACAAAACGAGGAAUUAACUUUAAAGCAAUAUUUAAAGUACAAACAGGUAGAUCUUCAGAAAAUGUCAUUCUGUGCAGACAUCCCCCAUAUGAGAAACAUAGGAUCCCUGGACACACUUGCAUUGCCAGCUCGUUUACCUUCUCUGAAAAAGUGUUUGUCCUGGUUAGAAGACAAGGGUACUUUUAAAGAUCUGUUUCAUUAUCUUGAAACAUUUACAAAGUUAUGCAAAGCAUCUCAAUUUAUGUUUGCCAACUUUCCUGAAACAGAGGAAAUAUUACAACUAGAAGAACCUUAUGGUCAUAAUUGCUUAAAGAGUGCAAGUAUUCUUAAUUUUUUUUCAAAAAACUUUUUAAAGCUACAGGAAAUUGCUUAUACAAUAUAUAAGGAGACCGGUAGUUUAGAAGCUUUGGAAUUUAGCUCACUGGAUAUAACACAUCAGUCUGCAUUCAAGAUUGCAGAAGCAGUAUUUCCUAGGUUACAUUCAGUAUUUGCCAAAAAAGAGCACAAUCAGUCUUCUAUUACUGAAAUUACAGCAUUGAGAAAAUUUGUUGCAUCCAUGUUCAAGCAUAUGGAUGAUCAGGAGUCUGAAGACCUAGGUAUUUUGAGCAUUAUAGAUAUAUUUUUGUCAUAUGCACUUUUAAGUUUGCAGUCAUAUUUGGAAGAAACUAUGAUUUUUUUUACAAUGAGAUUACAACAGGUUACAACUUUUACAAUGGAAAAAGUAUUUGAGAAAUUUAUGAAGGAAUUUAAAGGAAGAAGCUGUGAAUUGUUACAAGACAUACAUGCUGUAAGAACAUUACUAGGGAAAAAGAAAAGUUGUACUGUACUUGAUCUAUUAGAAGCAUUUGGGGAAAAGCCAGAUAUGUGUGAUGCUUACCCUAAACUUCAUGAAGUUUACUUGAAAGUGAAAGUUUUGCCAUUCACAAAUGCCAAAGUAGAACUUAGUAUGUUUGAUGUUGCAUUAGCAUAUGGAACAUUAAUUGGUAAUUUUUCUGGACCAUUAGUGAUGGCCAUGGCAUAUAUUUCCAUUGAAGGACCUUCACCUAAAGACAUAGAUGAAGAUUACAUUAUGAGAGAAUGGUCAGAUAAAUGGAAAGCAAGUAGAUAUAGUCUCAAGUAAACAGUAGAUCUAGGUUUAUGAUCAUGUGUGUAAGAAAAUUGAUACAUUUUAUCUUGUAAUUUUCUUUACUACCAAAAUGCAUUCUGUUCUAUCUGCGUAAGGCAUAUUCUAGGGUAAUAGAAUCUGAGACAGUUUGUUUUCUUAUAUUUUUAGUCUAAUAUGAUUUUCUCUCUAUAAUAUUGUUAAAGCUUUUGAUAUUAUUUUAAGCUUUAAGAGAGACUGAAAGCUGCCAAAUAAGGCUUAAAUGCUUAAAAAAAAAAAAAAUGAUAUUGAUUGAUUUACUGGUCAACUUUAUCUAUGCAGUUGAAUAUUAUCAGGUUUUAUAAAUGUUACAAUAUAUACUUCAUUAAACAUACAGUGGUAAAAUAUCUAAUAAAUGUAAGUUUCUCUAAUCAAAAGCAAAGCACUGCCUAUUGACAGAUAUUUUGAUCACUUAAAUCAUGGUUACUGAGUGUAUAUGCAUCACUUCUUCAUAUUAUUACUGAAUCGAGCAGUCCCCAAGCAGUGGGCUUUGACCCCUAUAGCACUUUUGUGUCCACAUGGAAGACUGGGCAUGGGUAUCUAAAUAUUUUACCCAUUGUUUUCCACAUGUGAUGACAUCUAUACGUGUGCUUUCCUCUCGCCUAAACGUAAAGCGAAACAAUUUGGUAAGAGUGUUUGCCAUCAUGAACACAACUCUAUGUUGACGCAGUUUUUUAUAAACUGUCAAAGAAUAUUUAUGACAGUAGAAAUAUACUUAUAUAAUAGCUAUGUAAAGGACAGUGAUAAGGACAAAAUUUUCUUUGUGAAAGUCAAGCUAUGUGGAGGUAUUUAAGUGACUGAUAUUUAUAUGCUUUCAGAUCUAGAAAGUUUCUAUUUAGAUUCUAAGCAUUCAGUCUUGCCUCUAAAGAAAUCUGCAAACUGCUAUAGUUAUGUUAUUGAUAUUUAAUUUUGGAUGAUCUCCUUUCAGCUAAAAUAUAAGAGAAAUCUACCUAUAAGUGGUGAAAUUUAUAGGGUUCAAGUUGCGUGUAGUUCCAUUGUUCACCUUGUAUUAUACUUGAGAGUGUGGAAGCACCUAGUCUAUAUGUUACUAAUCUUUUCCAUUGUCAGUAUUCUUUACUGCAAGUUUGAGUGUCAUUUUAUAAUCAUGUUGUCAGGAGAAUUAAACUCUUUCCACAACAUGGUUCUUAUUGUAAAGUAGCUUUUCAUUAACUGGUAUUGGUGCUGUAUAAUAUUGUUAAUUAACCUUUGUUGAGUGUCUUCUCACCAUGAACUUAACUACUUUAUCUAGAACUUGCAGGGAAAGGUUGAUUUCUGUUCAGUGAUAUGUACUUCCACAUUCAUUACAAAUGGAGUCCUAUAGGCAGUUACAACACAUAUUUGAAUUAAACAAAGGAAGUAUUUCUCAUUGAAUUAUAUAAGUUAAUUAACUUAUCACAGUAUCAGCAGAGUAGUUUUUUUGUUUUUCUGGCUUCAUCCUUAGCACAUUUUGUCGAUAAUGCUUUGUUCCCCCCUGACUUGGUUGCAAAGAUUUUCAAAUUGCAGAAUGGAUGCAUUAGGAUCAUAUUUCAUUGGCAUUUUUUCUUAUUUUUUCUUUGAAACAAAGAGAAUCAUGUAGCUUUAGGUUCUCUCUAAAGGUGCUUUAGUAGUUCAUUUUUGGACAUAACAAAGGCUCUUUGGGCUAUCACAAAAUGCAUUCCAUAUUUGACAGCCUUGUUGAAUCUUCAGCAUUAAAGUUAUUGUAACUUAGCACAUCUAAUCGGCUGUGGGCCUAACCAUGGCAAAAAAGGGUAAUUUUUUAAACUUCAAAGAGACAAGAAAGUUAUGUAUGCACAUAUAUAAUGGAUAAAAGGCAAAAUUCGAAAAUGUAAUCAAUGGGAAAAUUUGCAGGUAAAACCUGCUUAGAUUUUGCCCAGUAUUACACACACAAGGCAAGAUGCAGUGUUCAAGAAUGAUCAACAGAUAUAGAAAACUAUGUGAUAACCAAAAUAAUUGAAGUCUUGCCAGUGAAAGCUGAUAUAUCUCCAGUAGUAUUACAAUUUACUUUAACAGUUUGUGCUGACCUAGCCUGUUUUGGUUAGGUUACACAGGUUGUCCUCACAACAGAGCAUGUUUGCUUGGUGUGUCAUGGUACUUGCAACCAUCAGGAUGUAACUGUGAAGGGACUUAUCAUGGCCUCCAUUUCUGUUAUAAGAUGUGUUAUGACUGGCUUUAACCAAGAUUGUGGAUUUUCAUUUAGCUUGGUGUACAGAUAUUUUAUGCAUAUUUUCUUUUUGGUUUAAUACUCGGGUAUUUACAUUUCAGGUCAAAACUAUAAAUAGAAGGUUUUCUGUUUUGAAUCUCUUACUUGUUUCAUGCUUUUCAUCCCUUCAAGAUGAUCUUACUUUGUAUGUGAAAGUAUAAGAUAGGUGAAUGAUCAGGAUGAUUAAGAGGUAUAGAAAAAUAUUUGUAGAAAAUACAAAUGAUUAAUUUCACAAUGUACAUAUUUAUUUAAAGAAAGGAUUAAGUUUCUAAAGGUGCUUUAACCAACAACAAAAUAAAGAUUUCUCUUGUGAUGGCAGGGAGAGUUAUAUUUACUACUUGACCUAUCUGUGACAGGUACAGCAAUAGCAGUGUAUGUGCAUCAUGACUCGCUUCAGGGCCGUCUGUACACAGCACAAACUCUGCCAAAAAGACUAAAUUGUUGCAUAAUAAUUACCUCACAGAAAAUUCUGGCCCCCAUCAUGAUAGGGCUAAAUGAUGUUUAAAUGAUGAACGAAGACUUCAAAGGUUCAUAACUUAUUUCUUCAUUUCCAUGAAUGAAACUACACUACAUAAUUUAAUGUAGUUGUUAUAUUUUGCCUAAUGCUGUUGGGAAUAUAUAAUGCUCUUUAUAGUAAAAAUUUGGUAAAUGCAGAUACAUGCAGAUACCCAAACAAAUGCAAAACAACCAAGGAGUCAUUUUAUAAACCUCUGUGACCUUUCUGUGUGUUUUCAAGAAAAUGUUUUUUUUUUAGUGCUAUUACUCCAAUGGUACUGGGUUAUUGUAGUGUCUACAACUGUUUCCUUUUGUUUUGUUUUUUUACACAUAUAUGGCUACACAAUUGGCGAGCCACCAAGGAGCAAAUUAGUAAACCUACAUGUCCUCAGCUGAUUUCCCCUUUCCUUGCUUUUGGGGGAUUUUUUUUCCUUCUUAAUGCAUUUGAUACUGAUGUUGACAUUAUGGUCUUUAUAAUGGUAUGAAUAAUACUAAUAACAGUGAAAAAUAAAGAGAAUCUUUCUGAAAAUCAAGGAAAAGGUACAGGUGAGCCAGGUAGGAUUUGUGAUAGACUCCUCAGUGGAGCCAAAUAUGUGUAGACAGCCAAGAAACAAAAAAGCAAAGAACAUGGCAUGUAUUCUUGCCAUCCCAUCAACCUAGGUAAAUGUUGUUGAUAUUAUUAUUGAUAUUGUAACUGUUGCAAUAUCAAUACUAAUAGCAAUAUGAAAUCAGAUAGAAUAUUUCCGAAAUCAAGUUAAAUCAAGGAAAAAGGCAAGCAGUUGAGAUAGUGGUAGUACACUUAAUUCAUCCCUUGGCGACUAAGCACUCGUAUAGCCAUCUAUGGAAAUGCAAUUAAGAACUGAACUCACAGUGGGCAUGGCGUGUAGGUAAAAUGCCAGAAGCAUAGAGUUAAUUGCUUAUUAUUGUCAGAGACCACUGCCAUGCAUUACAAUGGGUAUGUACAUUUUUCCCAGUGAUGUUUUAGGGAACUUUGUCUUUGCCUUAUGAAUAUACUUAUCUUUGUAGAUUAAUAUGAUCAUAGUAGUUGUUAUUCUCAUGUUAUAUAUUAAGAAUGACCUGAAGAAGGUGCAAUUCAGUUUAGAUUAUUUGAUGUCUGAAGAAUGGUAUAUGAUAUUUUUUCUUUUAAAGAACUUUCUUCCUCUGUGGCACUGUUCUUCUCCCCCUCCUCUCCUUCCUAUUGCCACUCCUCCUACUCCUUAUGCCUCCUCCUCCUCCUCCUCCUCCCACCCCUUUUUCUCCUCCUCCUCCUCCCCUCCUUUUCUC